Molecule: messenger RNA, 1395 nt
Organism: Staurois parvus
Lineage: Eukaryota; Metazoa; Chordata; Amphibia; Anura; Ranidae
Source: the annotation of a GenBank genome assembly
CCAUUCUCUCUAUUGUUCACAGAGGAUGGAGACGCUGUCAGCAGCUCAUAUGAGUCGUAUGACGAAGAAGAAAAUCUCAAAAAGUCGUCUGCCCAUCAACAUCAAUGGCCAUCAACCGAGGCAUCCAUCGAGCUGAUGAAGGACGCUCUGAUCUGUGCAUUCCUGUGGCGGAAAAAGUGGCUGGGCCAAUGGGCCAAACAGCUCUGUGUUAUCAGGGAGAACAGACUGCUGUGCUAUAAGAGCUCCAAAGAACACAGUCCUCUGCUGGAUGUCUGUCUGAUCGGCUGCACCGUCACCCACAAAGAGAAGCAAGUGCGCAAGAAGGAGCACAAGCUGAAAAUCACUCCGACCAAUGCUGAUGUCAUAGUACUGGGGAUGCAGAGCAAAGACCAGGCCAUGCAAUGGCUGAAGGUCAUCCAGGAUAUUGGCGGCCAACAGACGGAUGCAGUCCCUGAGAUCUCGCUGAGCACACCCGACACUCCGCGGAGCGCCCAGACUAAAGGAGAAAUCACAGACAGAUAUUCAGCAGCUUCUGAAAGUGGGAGCAGUACAGACGGGCACCCCGAGACUGCAGAUGUGAAGGAAGUGAAGAAGAAAGGAACAUCUGGCCUCAAACUCAGCAACCUCAUGAAUCUGGGCAGAAAGAAGUCCUCCUCCAUGGAAAGUCCAGAGAAGAACUUGGAGACCUCCAAUUACCUGAACGUGCUGAUAAACAGCCAUUGGAAAUCACGCUAUUGCUGCAUCAAGGAUGGGCAGCUCCACAUCUAUCAGGAAAGAAACAGGGGAAAAGCAGCCCUUCAGCCCGUCUCCCUGCUGGGCUGUGACAUCAUUCCGCAACCAACCCCGGACCACCUGUACUCAUUCCGCAUCCUGCAUAAUGGGGAGGAGCUGGCCAUGCUGGAGGCGAAGUCCUCGGAGGACAUGGGACACUGGCUGGGUCUUCUCCUGUCCGAAUCUGGAUCGAAAACUGACCCGGAGGAGUUUGACUACGAUUAUGUGGAUGCUGAGCGCGUCUCCUGUAUAGUGAGCGCAGCAAAGAACUCCUACUUUUUAAUGCAAAGGAAAUAUUCAGAGCCAAACACAUACAUUGACAACCCGCGGGGUGGAAGGAGCCAGCAAGAUGAUCUCUACGAUGAUGUCGACGUAUCAGAGGCAGUGGAGGAAGAGCCAAAAAACAAUGCACCAAAGGAAGUGGAAGACCACACUUACCUGGAUCUUCUACCGGCAAAGUCCUUCCUACACGGAACUGGGAAGAAAGGUCAGGAUAGAAGCCUGGAAAGCUCUCCGGGACCAGAAAUUGCCAAAACAAAAGAAGUGGAAGCGGAGCCUGCCUUGUGCAGUGAUCCAGAACCGCCCUGUCCUGUCCAAGAGGUGAGAAACAUUGGAUGUCUCUGA